AUGAUGAUCAAACAAACUUUAUUGUUGUUUGCAACAAUAAUAUUGUUAUUUUCAUCAACUACUUUGAUCGAAGCACGUAAAACACUUUACAAAGGAUCAAAUAAACCAAAGAUUGAACCACCAGAAUCAUCUGUUUUAAAUGUUCACAUUGUUGCUCAUACUCAUGAUGAUGUAGGAUGGUUAAAGACAGUUGAUCAAUAUUACUAUGGAUACAAUUUAACCAAUUUUAAUGGAGGUGUUCAAUACACUUUAGAUACUGCUAUCACUUGUCUACUUCAAAAUCCAAAUAGAAGAUUCAUCUAUGUAGAGAUUGCUUACUUUCAAAGAUGGUGGAAUGAACAGACUGUAGAGAUGCAAAAGCUUGUUACUAGUCUAGUCAAGAGUGGUCAACUUGAAUUCAUCAAUGGUGGCUAUUGCAUGAAUGAUGAAGCUACCACCUACUAUGAUGAUAUCAUCGAUCAAAUGACUGUCGGUCAUCAAUUCAUCCUUGACAACUUUGGUGUCGUACCAAAGAUUGGCUGGCAUAUUGAUCCUUUUGGUCAUAGUUCUUCUCAAGCUUCUUUGUUUGGUGCUAUGGGUUUUGAUGCUUUUAUUAUUGGUAGAAUUGAUUAUCAAGAUAUUGCAGGAAGAUUAGAAAAUAAACAAAUGGAAUUUGUUUGGAGAGGAUCAAAAUCACAACCAAAAUAUGAUAUCUUUACAUCGGUGCUAAGAGCAAUGUAUUGUACUCCAAAUGGAUUUGAUUUUGAACAAGGUGAUACACCAAUGCAGACUGAUCCAAAUCUCUUUGAUGUCAAUGCUCAACAACGUGCAGAUGAAUUUGCUGCUAUUGCACUAGAAUAUGCCACUCACUACCAAACCAACAAUGUACUCAUUCCAUUUGGAUGUGACUUUGCCUACAUGAACGCUCAAAUGUACUUUAAAAACAUUGACAAGUUGAUGGACUAUAUCAACUCUAACCCACAAUACGGUCUCAAUCUCAUCUACUCUACUCCAUCAAUCUAUAUUGAUGCUGUCAACAAGGCCAAUCUUGUAUGGGACGUCAAGACUGACGAUUUCUUCCCAUACGCCGAUGACCCCUACUCGUAUUGGACCGGUUACUUUGUUAGUCGUCCAGCCCUCAAAGGAUACGUUCGUCAAAACAGUCAAUUGCUUCAUGUUGCCGAACAACUAUUGGUUACUGGUCAAGCUGACAUUCCAAACGUCCAAAGUUACAUUGAUUCUAUCAUGCCACUUCGUGAAGCCAUGGGUGAAGCUCAACACCACGAUGCCGUCUCUGGAACUGAAAAACAAGUCGUUGCCGAUGACUAUGCUGCCCGUCUUGCCAUUGGUAACACUGCCACUCUCAAUGCCAUGAACAAUGUACUAGGAUCACUCUUGACAACCAACUCUCUCAAGCCACUUGCUAGUCCAGCCAUGUCUUUUUGUCCAUUCCUCAAUAUUUCAGUAUGUCCUGCCACCUCUGUUCUCACCAACCACGGAACUAGUGUACCCGUCAUCCUCUACAAUCAACUCGGUCAAACUCGUUUCGAACAUGUUAAUAUCCCCAUCCCCGUAGCAAACGUCACCGUCUCUGAUUCCAAUGGAAUUGUCCGUUCUCAAGUCACACCAAACUCUAAUUCUUCUCUUGGUUAUGUUCUUACCUUCCUCGCUCAAAUCCCACCUCUUGGUUUCUCUACCUAUAUCAUUGAAAACUCUGGUCAAGAAGAAUCAACCAUGACCGAAUACGUUGAACCAAAGAUGAUCAAACCAUCAAGUAGUAAUAUCAUUUUUGCCAAUCAAUUUGUAUCUGUUACCUUUGACUCUGCAACUGGUGGUAUCAUGUCUAUCACCAAUAUCUCAUCGGGAGACCAAAUCCAAAUCAGUCAACAAUACAUGUUCUAUUUGCCAUCGCUCGGUGAUAGUGCCAGUGGACAACCAUCCGGUGCCUAUAUCUUCCGUCCCAUCAAUACCUAUCCAUUCAACUACAACAACCAAACUGUAAAGGUAACAGUCAGCCAAGGUUCAACUGUCCAAGUACUUACUCGUUACUGGUCACCAACCAUGAUUCAAAUCUUCCGUCUCUACGAUGGUGUCCCAUACCUCGAGAUUGAAGAAACAGUUGGUCCAAUCGACAUUAGUGACGGUAUUGGAAAGGAGGUCAUCACUCAAUGGAACACCUCUCUCAACACCAAGCAAACCUGGUGGACCGACUCUAACGGACAAGAAAUGCAAGAACGUGUAUACAACUUCCGUGACACCUGGGAUCUCAACGUAACACAACCAGUCUCUGACAAUUAUGUCCCCAUCAAUGCCAUUUCCUAUAUCCAAGACACUGAAAAGAACCUUCAACUCACCUUUGUUGUAGAUCGUUCUCGUGGUGGUGCAUCACUUGGCAAUGGUGAACUAGAGAUGAUGCUUCAUCGUCGUACCUUGUUGGAUGACUGGAGAGGAGUUGGUGAACCAAUGAACGAAUCAACCCAAAUCGUCACUACCACCCGUGUUAUUUUCCAUCCAAUCAACGACCAAGUUCAAUCCUACUAUAGAUAUUUUGCUCAGGAACUCCAACACCCAAUCUAUCCAACCUUUACCCAAAGCAACAUGGAUGCCUCUGUAUGGAACAAUCUCUACAGUGGAACCUACUCCCCACUCACCACUGAUCUUCCAUAUGGUCUCAAGGUUCAAUCUCUCCAAUGGGUCGAUGACACUCAAGACACUAUUGUUCUACGUCUUGAAAACAUCUUCCAGGUCGAUGGUAUCGAUACAUAUGAUCCAGUUGUCAUCAAUUUCGAUAUUGCAGGAAUGUUUAGUUAUCUCAAUGUCACAUCGGUCACUGAAAUGACUCUAUCAUCGGUUGCCAAACUCUCAAGUGUCAAUAGAUUGCAAUGGCAAACUAAUUCAGAGUACCAACAAGCCAAGGAAGAUCUCUACAAGCUCUAUCCAACAAAGGAUUUGGAAAUUAAUGAUCAAACAAAUUCCUUCAACAUUCAAGUUGGUCCAAUGGAUAUUAGAACUUAUCUAAUUACUGUAACUUCAAAUUCAAUUUAA
This is a messenger RNA of Cavenderia fasciculata, 3024 nucleotides long. RefSeq names its product alpha-mannosidase (gene manA). Gene Ontology annotation, molecular function: carbohydrate binding; alpha-mannosidase activity. Lineage: Eukaryota; Evosea; Eumycetozoa; Acytosteliales; Cavenderiaceae. Gene Ontology annotation, cellular component: lysosome. The coding region runs from base 1 to 3024 and encodes 1007 amino acids. Gene Ontology annotation, biological process: mannose metabolic process. The transcript has 3 exons. The record is from RefSeq and is a predicted model, not a curated record.